AGCACUGAAGACAUAUCAUAUCUGUCAGGUAGUACGAGGUAACGGAGGGCAAGCCAGGGAAGGACUUAUAGUAUUAGUUAUUGAAUACUGAUCUGGUCUAAUACUGAAACAGAUUGAUAAUUAUUCAGAACAGCGUAUUAGCUUUCUAAUACACUUCCAUACAGAGAGAGAGAAAAAGAGAUAGAGAAAAUAAUCAGACACACCUUAUGAGGACUUAGCUGGAUUAUUUCCAAAGACAAAUGGAAACUGGAUGUUAAGACGAGAUAUUUUUACCUUUGUGCCAAGACUUACCAGGAACACCUAGAUCUUGGAAUUAUUACUGGAGACUGCUACAUCAGGUAUCCUAUUAGCAUCCAGCUGUGAACCACAAUUAGGCUCUUUGGACCAAUCGAGUGGCACAAGACAAAUCAGAAAGCCAAGAAUUACAAAAAAACGUCUGCUUCAUCUCUGAAAAGAAAGAAAAAUUGUCUGACAUCCCACCAAGUUCAGUGAACACCAAAGAAGUCCAGGCACAGCAGGAGAUCUCCUUUCUUGACUUAAGAAAAAUGACAUCUGAUUACUGAAAAGAUCUCAGCUGAAUAGAAACCAGAAAUCAGUUAAAAGGGCUGUUGCAUUUUUCUCCACUGGGACAGAACUUAGCAGAUUUAAAGACAGACACAUUUUUGGGAUUUAUCCAUUCUUCUCCAUUGGGUAAAAACUACAGGCAGAGACAUCUGAAGGAUUUGUCUAUUUCUGCUCACUGGACAGAAACCAAAAAGAAUUCUUUGAAACAGAAGUAUCACAUAGAACACCAGCACAGUUGGAGCACCAUCUGCAUGGUGUAAUACUAAAACAUCAGUUCUGUGCUAAAAUACAGUCUGCAACCUUUAGACACAGGUGUCUUGAACGUGUUUACACUUGUGAGCAACUCACAUAUGUCACAUAUUUAAAACUAACAGGGGGAAUGUUGUCACGGUGACAUAUGCACUUUACAUGUAAAAACUCCAAAUAUUUUUUGACCACCAGAGAACUACGCAGGUGUUCUUCACAGUGGAUUGUGUUCAAUAUUCAUUCUUCGAAGUCUACGAAAUAAUCUUCCAUUAUGCCAAGAGUGCUGAAAUCUAGUGGCCGUUUUUUGCCUAGGAUGUGCAUCACGUGCGGGCUACCAAUUUUAUUUCUGUGCCUUUUGUGGAGUUCGGGUGCUUACGCCAAUGUGCAGACAGAUUGUGACAUCACAGGAUACACGGUGGAAUGUCGUUACACGAACAUGUCUAAAAUCCCAUCUGAUCUGCCAAGUAAUACACAGAUUUUGAAAUUUUAUCGUAACAACAUCCCGAUCAUUACAAACUAUUCGUUCGCACCGAAUCUCAUGGCAGCGCCGAAUCUGAAGGAGAUUUAUCUCAAUUUCAACUAUAUACAGAGACUUGAGCUGAAAGCCUUUGCCUUUUUGUCGAAGUUGAGGAUUUUGCAGCUUUCAACCAAUGAAAUCACUACACUUCCAAACAACGUAUUCCAAGAUCUGGCCAGUCUUCAGGCACUAUCCAUUGCCGAAAACAGACUAGAGUUAAUUGCUGAGAAUGCCUUCAAAAACUUAACCAAUCUGCAGACACUGGACCUCAGUUUCAAUCGACUGACAAAAAUUUCGGCAAAUAUGCUAAAGCCGCUGAAAAAUCUCCAAACACUUCUGCUGGGAAAUAACCUGAUUACAUACUUCGAAAGUGGCUCCUUCCUGUCUCUGCUCAACCUCCAAACCCUCGAGCUCCAGAAAAACAAGGUGGAUAGGAUUCCGGAAGGCUCCUUCAAUAACAUAACUGCCCUGGAACUCAUCAACUUUGGUGAAAACAAGCUCCGCCAUCUUACACCUCAAAUUUUUUCACCAAUGACGCGUCUCCACACCCUGAAUCUCAAGGGAAACGAGUUUGAGUGUGACUGCACCCUCCGGCCAUUUAGAGAGUGGAUGGAGAGCAGAGAAUUCUCCCCGGUUAAUGUCACAAAAGUUGAGUGGACGGACCAGGACAGCGGGCAAUGCGCUGGACCGCCAAACCUUCGCAAUUACCUCUUGCGCCAAUUGCCAGUUUCCAUGUUCAUCUGUACCACAACUACAACUACGACUACAACCACCACAACCACCCCGACCACUACCACCACCAGCACUACGACCACAACAACAACGCCAGUUCCGACCACUAGAUCCAGCAAAGCCACAGAUGCAGCUACAAGUUCUACAGUUCUCACAUCCGGGGGCAUUAUUGUGGUAACUUCAGUGGCACCUGUUGAACCAUCGCCAGCACCAUGGAACCUUCCUUUAACACAAGAUGAGUUCAUCGGCAUCAUGAUCGCAGGAGGACUGGCUCUAGUUCUCCUCAUCAUUCUCAUCAUAGUGUUCUGUAAAUUCAGAAAUCGCCUUUUCUGCAAGAACAAGAAAGAGCACAACAACAAUCUUAGUAAAGUACAAAUCAUUCCACCGAGAAAACCCAUGGGCAGCACGGGUAGUUCAGGCUCUACCGACAGUCGCAAAGUGGGCUAUGACAAUGAAAUCAAUGACAAAAAGCACCUUACGAGCAUCAGUCUCUUAAGCAAUGGAAAACUCCACAAUGGGCACAGUGGACCCAAUGGACAUAUCCCACAUCAUGGGAACGGACAUCUUCCACAGGGAAAUGGGAAUGUCCCACAUCAUGGGCAUCCCGCUGUUAUCCCGUUUGGGAACGGCAGUGUCCCACACCAACAAACUCAACACCAUCAUAACAAUGGGGACAUCUUGCCAAAAAUGUACUAUGAAAAUUCAGACUUGUUUUACGACAAGACCUCCGCAAAUAAGAGGUCACUUGACUCUAUAAACACAUCGGGGCAUGGAAGCACAUCCUUGAACUUUGAAAAUAAUAGGGACUCCAUGAACCCCACGCCUUUAAGUCUAAAAAAGAUUCAUCUAGAAACGCUAGUGUAGCGUUUGUUGAAAGAUAAAGAGUUUUUAUAUCAAUAUAUAAUUUUGUAUAAAUGUACAUAUUUCAUCCAUACUUAUUGCCAUAACAGACAUGAAUUAAUCUCAGUUCAGUAAUUAGAACCAGGAUUUUGCCACGUGAAGUGUGAAGUUUUGUUGCCAUGGCAAUGAAAACAUCUACAUGUAUUAUAAAAUCAAGAACCUAGGUUACAAUGGUUCCAAGUGACGGGUGCCUUUUAGAUCAGAUCUACCUUGAUACAGCAUGUUCUAUGCUUCUGUGUAGGUAUAAAUUUGCAUAAACACUGUCAAAUAAGAACUCUGAGUUUCAAAGAGUAACCUAUGCCUUGACAUUAGAAAAAGCAUGUCAAUAAUCGUAGUUCAUUGGUUAUUUAAAGUGAAUGUCCAAACAUGCUGAAACUGAAUUAUUUUCACCUCCUGUUGCAUGGCAACUUAACAUUACCAUUAAAAUUAUUUGAUACGCCUUUAAGGACCAAGAUAUAAGACUAAUAAUGGUGUCAAAACUAGAGGCUUCCCACUGAAUAUGUAAAUUUGAUAAUAUUAUGUUCCCAUCAACAAUAUGUUGAGAGAAAAAGUGACCAACAAAGACAAAAUUUGUCUUGUAGAUGAAAUAUAAAACAAAAAACAAUUGUUUCCCCGGCACUUUUUGUUAUUAAGUACCAGGUUCUAUUUUUGGUUCUGCAAUGACAACUCACAGUUAUGCAGCAUACGGGCCAUGCACUCAGAGAAGCUAUACUUCAGAGCAUAGUUUAAAUAGUUUAUUUUACUAAUUUAAACUGUACAUUUUGCUGUAAAUAUUAAGGUUUAGUUGACUAAAUUAAGCUCAAAAUAUGAGUUGUAAUAACAUGGUCAUAGAUCUGAUCUAUGGAGAUUGGUUCAUUAGUUUAUUAUUCAAUAAUUAAUUAAUUAAUUAAUUAAUGUCAAUAAAAAAGUAAGGUAGGAAAUCCGCCUGGAUCUCAAUACUGUGGUUACUCCUCCUCAGAGGGCAGCAUAUUAUAACUACCUGUACUUCAGUUCUGUGUAAUUCUUGUUAUAAUUAACAAGAGCCAUAUGUUAAUUUAGUUACAGAGGAAAUGAGGGUACGGUAGUAUCUAUGGCUAUAUAGAUGUUUCAUCACAGGUUUGAGUGUUGUUAUCCCAUUUAAUCACUGUGCAUUGUGGACGGAAACAAAAUCACAGACUUAGGAGCCAUAUUGUCGUUACACUGCAGUUUUAUUUACUUUUCUUUAUUCUAAUUUAUUGAUCUUUUUUUAUAUAGCUGUACAAAAUUACCACAGCUAAAUUGUGUAUACACCUAUCUUAAUUUUGUAAAUUUUGAUGUGGCAUUUUUUCUUUCGAAGUCACUGAAAAUGUUGCUCAUAUGUUGCUCAUACGACCUUGAAACCCAUCGGAAAGCGGACUCUUGCAAGUUGUGUUUAAAAAACAUUAUCAUUUUGCUAAAUGGGUCUUUAUAGUCCCGCCUUCGUUUCCACUUGCAGUCAGUUUUAUGUUUAAUUAAUUUUACAUUAGGAAACAGCAGCAGGUUCACAUAAUGGCCUUUUGAUUCAUUUCCAAUUUAAAUUUUAUGAAAAUCUCUUUCCCACCUAUUGAGGAUACUGUUGCAUUUGCAAAGCGGAAAAUCAAAAUGUGAACAUUUCAGAGUGCAAUUUGUUUGUAGUUGUAGGUGAAUUAUGACUUUGGGGGUGAAAUUCAAAGCAAGGUUUUAUUUUGAAUUUAUUAAAUUAUAAUGUUAGGUUUUUUAAAGGUAAUGGUUAGGACUACUGGGAGCAAAAUGGAGCUAAUUUUAUCUGGUUUCUCUUCACCUAGUUAAUUUGUAUUAUUUGAUUCCACUGAGUUUCUUUAAUCAUUUGUUAUAAAAAAUCUAACCCACUGAACAAAAAUAGCCCACCUUUACUUCAAAACAUGACUGAUACCAGUUCAAACUGGCGUUUAUAAUCACCAUACCUGGAAAUGAUUGUUACCAGGAAUGGGUUAGCCAUUAUAGAAAUUAAGUGAAAUUUUAAGGGGAAGCACUUGGGCAUUAGGAAAAUCCAUUAACAAGUGAUUAAUAUUUCUUUUGCAAUAUGAUAUUACUGCUUUUUGCCCGUCACAAUCAGUUUUGUCUUUCACCGUGCAUUUGUUGGUUGUCACAAACGGUUUAAUUUUAUUGAUUAUUGUUUUGUUUUUCAUCACUAAGGCUUCACCCAAAGCUGUGUCAGCUUUUUGGUUUUAUGUUCAAUGAAUGGUUACAUUGAUGUUGAUUUUUCACUGUGAAAAUAUCACGCCAGUCACACAAGAUCAUUGCUUUUUUUUUAAUCUUCAUGCACGAUGUUAUGUUUUUAAGACAAGAUUUGUCAAUUAUCAAACUUCAAAUCAUAUGAUAUCAUCAUCCUUUUUCAUCAUUUAACUACUAGGCUUAAGCAAGGGAAAAACCAUUGGUUUCUGAGGUUUUUAACAAAAACAUUAAAGAUCUCAGCAUAAAAAAGUAACUGAUAAAAAUAAUCACUAUUCUCUUACAACAACAAAUUAUUUUUUAAGAUGGAAGGUGCAGAAAUAUCUAUGACAAAACAAGUGCAUGAUGACAACUGAUAUUUGAAUUAUUUUACCAUUGGGCAUAGUUGACAAUUACGAAAUAUUUUCUUUGAAACAAUUGUUUGUAUCAAUUGGAUAUGAACCUUAACCAGACAGUAGUUAUAAUACAUGUAGAGGUGCUCGAUAGACGAAAUAGAUUCCUGUUCAAAGACGAGAGAAAGUAGUGUAUUUUUAUCACUGCUCUUGAGUCAGCAUAUCUGUACAUAUUACCAUUUCUCUUUUGUAAUUCCAUUCACAUUAUUUGUAAAAAAAAUAAAUGUUGGUAAAUAAUUA
Messenger RNA from Lingula anatina, 5778 nucleotides. RefSeq lists its product as uncharacterized. NCBI's taxonomy places the organism in Eukaryota, Metazoa, Brachiopoda, Lingulata, Lingulida, Lingulidae. Gene Ontology annotation, cellular component: plasma membrane. Gene Ontology annotation, molecular function: protein binding. The record is from RefSeq and is a predicted model, not a curated record.